CUGCAGCGGCGAGCAGAGCAGUGAACAUGAAGUCGGGUGCGGGCCGAAGUCAAGCUCAGAGGACGUGAGGUGCGAAGGGAUCAGGACCGCCGACAUGAGCCGGGGCCUGCAGUUGGCGGGCUGUGACGCGCGCCCGCGGUGAUGGCCGCGCCGCAGGUGCAAAUCGGUAACGCGAGCGCUCCGUGGAACGCGACGGCGGCGGACGUGUCCGCGGAUGGCUCCGCGGCGCUGCGCGUGCUGGUGUCAACGCUGUACUCGCUGGUGUGCGCGGCCGGGCUGCUGGGAAACCUGCUGGUGCUCGCUCUCGUCAAGGCGCGCGGUCCCGACGGGGGGCAAAGGCGGAGGCGCGCCUGCGCCGUCCACGUAUUCAUCCUCAACCUGGCCGCGACGGACCUGGGCUUCGCACUGACGUUGCCUUUCUGGGCGGCGGACACGCUGCUAGACUUCAGCUGGCCCUUCGGCCACGCCAUGUGCAAGGUGGUUCUGAGCGCCACCGUGCUCAACAUGUACGCCAGCGUCUUCUUCCUCACCGCCAUGAGCGUCACGCGUUACCGCUCGGUGGCGCGCGCGCUGCGACCGCGGGGUGGCGGGCGCUGGGGGCGAGGGCGCGCAUGGUCGCCGGGCUGGGCGGCAGGCGCGCUGUGGGUGGGGGCCACCGUGGCCACGGCUCCCGCCGCCAUCUUCUCGACGGUGCGUGACGUAGCAGGGGAGUGCCUUUGCCUGUUGAACUUCCCCGAAGGAGGCGCCUGGCUGGCGCUCUACCACCUGCAGAAAAUCCUGCUGGGUUUUGUGGUGCCCCUGGCGGUGGUGUGCGCGUGCUACCUGCUGCUGCUCAGGCUGCUGCGCGCGCGCGGCGCCGAGCGGCGACGCGCCCGCGUCACCCGCUCCAUCACCAUCGCGGUGCUGUCCUUCUUUCUGUGCUGGAUGCCCAACCAGGCCGUAACUUUGUGGGGCGUCCUGGUCAAGCUGAACCUGCUGCAGUGGGACCGCGCCUACUACGUGGCGCACACGUACGCGCACCCGCUCAGCGUGUGCCUGGCGCACGCCAGCAGCUGCCUCAACCCGCUGCUCUACUGCCUGCUGCGCCGGGAUUUCCGAACCAGGCUCAAGGAGAAGUUCCGGAAAGUGCUGCGGCUCGCCGCGGAGCCCACGCGCGCUCCCGCGUCGCCUCAUCACGCGCACGCCGGUGGCAUUCCACUCAGCGACUUCAUGGACUACAGCGAAAACCUCGGACGCUCUCGACACGCCGAACUGUGCGCCCCAGUUAAGUGAGCUCAUCGUAGGGUGCGUUCUGACGCUCGGCCAAUAGAUGGCGGCACCGAAUUAGAAACUACGUCUGGCCCGAUGUCAAUUCAGCUGCUUCGAUGAGAGGUCAAGCUGGGUGACAGACAAUCGACCACUGCCAGUGCCUUCAAAACUCUGUCUUUUUAUGAUAUUUUUUUUAAUUGCAUUUUAACAACUGUUCACAAAUAAACGAAGUUAUUUGUAAUUGAAAAAAGAGAGCGAAGCCGAUGAGAAUUUGAAACAAAAAGGUUCCGGAGAGGAAGUAAAACGUCAUCAGGUAAAAUGUGCUCUUGCUGGAAGGUUCCAGUCGCCGGCCGGACGUAUUUUCACGUCGGACUUGACUUCCGGCUUGUUGCUACCUAACCAGCGUGAAGUGAAAGUGCUGCCUGGUCUUGUUGUUAACUCCAUUUGACGCGUUUGAUACUUUUUAAAAUAGCUCAACAAUUGCCGUGCGUGACUCGUCGAACGACAAGAAAGGACUUGCUGCUUUUCUUU
Messenger RNA from Syngnathus typhle (broad-nosed pipefish), 1779 nucleotides. RefSeq names its product relaxin-3 receptor 1-like. Gene Ontology annotation, molecular function: G protein-coupled receptor activity. Lineage: Eukaryota; Metazoa; Chordata; Actinopteri; Syngnathiformes; Syngnathidae. The transcript has a single exon. The record is from RefSeq and is a predicted model, not a curated record. Gene Ontology annotation, cellular component: membrane. Bases 142 to 1272 code for a protein of 376 amino acids. Gene Ontology annotation, biological process: immune response; G protein-coupled receptor signaling pathway.